Molecule: messenger RNA, 3425 nt
Organism: Rhododendron vialii
Lineage: Eukaryota; Viridiplantae; Streptophyta; Magnoliopsida; Ericales; Ericaceae
Product: probable disease resistance protein At1g61300
Exons: 4
Coding region: 360-3224 (954 amino acids)
Molecular function (GO): protein binding; ADP binding
Source: RefSeq, a predicted model, not a curated record
CUGAUCCUUCUUCUCUGUUUCUGGCGAAAACACCCCGAAUUCUGAAGAUUAACUGCAAAUCGGUAGCUCUUACUACCUCGGUCGUAGUACCGACACCCCGAUUUCCGGUGGAAGAUCUAGUACCCCGAAUUAAUUCUGGUCAAGGUUUUCCCUGUUAAUGCAACGUUUUUGCUUCUCCAUUCCUCUCAGACCGAAGUUACUAUUGCUAAGAAUUUCCAAUUAAUUACUCUCAUGGCUUAAGGUCAAGUUGCUACCAGUAAUGCAACAUUUUUGCUUCUCCAAUCCUCUCUGCUCCAGUGUUGGAAGGAAAUAGUAGCUGAUUCUUUCUCGACGUCUUGAUAUUUUUCCAAGUAUCUCCCAUGGCUGAAGCUUUUGCAGCUUGCACCCAACCUGUCUGCGACAUUGGGAAGUGUUUAUGGGCUCGUAUUGCUACACGCAUCAAUUAUGCCAGAAAGUUGUUGAAGAAUAGGAAAGUGCUCUGUGAGAAAGCACAUGACUUGAGUCUCAAACUAAAGGAUAUUGUUGCUGAAAUUGAAAAAUCUAAUCCGCAAAAAAUUGCAACGAAUGAAUGUGAUGAUUGGAUAGGAAAGGUGCAAGAGAUGGAAACCAUGGUUAAGACUAUACAACCUAAGUUGAAUGAGGAGAAGAGAUGUGUUGGGGGAUUAUGUCUUGACAUUUUUGCUCGUACAGAGCUUGGUAAGCGAGUUGUAAACAUGAUCGAUGACAUUAACGAACUCCUCGAUAAGUCUAAGUUUGAAGGAGGAUUUCUCGUUAAUGCACCAAUAGCUACAGUUGAGAAUCAACCAGACCCCCCUUCGACAUUAGCAGAAUCCGCAAAUCGUACACUCAACAUGGUAUUGGACAAAAUGCAACCCAAAAGCACCCUAAAGAUUGGUAUUUGGGGAAUGGGUGGGGUGGGGAAGACAACUGUUUUGAGACUCUUGAAUAACACACCAGAAAUCGCAAGAAUAUUUGAUUUUGUGAUAUGGGUGACUGUCUCGAAAUCUCAAAGCAUUAGAACGAUACAAGAAGAAGUUGGGAAGCGUUUAUCUGUAGAAACGAAGGGUGAGUCUGAUGAGAGAGUAGCAAUUAAACUGCGUCAGAAACUUAACGGCAAGAAGUACUUGUUACUUUUAGAUGAUGUUUGGAAUAUGGUGGAUUUAGAUGCUGUAGGGUUACCAAAUGCCAAUCAGAACAAUGGUUGCAAAGUUGUUUUAACAACCAGAAAGCUCGAAGUUUGUCGUCAGAUGGGAACCGAUAUUGAGAUCAAGGUGAAGGUUUUGCCAAAAGAGGAAGCUCGGAAGAUGUUUUAUGCAAAUGUGGGAGAUGUCGUGAGGCGUCCCGCCAUCAAACAGCAUGCUGAAAGCAUUGUCACAGAGUGCGAUGGCUUGCCACUUGCGCUAAAGGUCGUAAGUGGUGUGCUACGGAAGGAGGAAGAUGUGAACGUUUGGGAGAAUUUCUUAAGGGAAUUAAGGUCCCCUGCUACGUCUUUCAUUAAAGACUUGAAUGAAAAGGUGUUCAAUAUACUAAAGGUUAGCUAUGACCACUUAGAAGAUACUCAAAAAAAGCAAUGUCUUUUGUUUUGUGGAUUGUAUCCAGAAGACUCCGAGAUUAAGAAGUCUAAAUUGAUAGGAUAUUGGAGAGCCGAGGGGAUUCUUUCUAGGGAACUUACUUUGCAUGAGGCACAUGUUAAGGGACAUGCAAUGUUGCGAGCUCUCAUAGAUUCGUCUUUGUUGGAAAAUUGCAAUGAAGAUGAAUGUGUGAAGAUGCACGAUGUUGUUAGAGACUUGGUUUUAGCAAUGACUUCCCCAAAAGGAGGAGAACCCCAACAUCUAGUGAGAGCCGGAAUUUCUUCAGAGAAGAUUCCAAAUGCGGUGGAAUGGGAAAAGGCAACAAGAAUAUCGUUUAUCAAUCAUGACUUGCGCAAUUUACCGGAAUCACCAAACUGUCCGGCGCUCGUGACAUUGUUGCUUCAAGGAAAUGGCUAUUUAGGGGUGAUACCAAAAACUUUUUUUAACAACAUGCCUAACCUCAAAGUUUUGGAUCUGUCACGCACCGGCAUCAAAUCAUUGCCAACUUCAAUAGCUAAAUUGGAAAGUCUUCGAGAACUUGUCCUUCCAAAUUGCCGCUCUUUGAAAGCUCUCCCUGCUGGAGUGAUAUGCAGACUGUCUCAGAUUGAAGUAUUUACCCUUGAAAGUAGUAGUUCAGGUACAAGUUGGCUGAGUGAUGAAAGUACAGAGAUUGUUGCGAAAGAACUAAGCGAGUGGAGCUCACUUUCUUCCCUUGAAUUUGACUUCCGGAGAGUAGGUAAUCUGCAGCACUUUCUUGAAAAUAGCAGAUCAUGGAAAGAGGGAAGAUUGAUGCAAUUCUGGUUCUUUGUUGGCAAGUGUGGGCCCUUAAUCAAUCCAUUUAUGUUAACAGCAUUAAAGGAGUAUAAUAUGUGUCUAUUUUAUGAAGGAGGAGGAGAAAGGGAUAGCGGUCUUCCCUCAGCCAUACAGGAUGUACUUAGGCGUUCAAAUUGUUUUGGAUUGAGGGGUCAUAAAAAACUUAAUACUCUUUUAGAAGUGGGUGCACACAACACGUAUGAGUUGAAAUAUUGCGUGAUUCAAGGAUGUGUCGUGCUUAAAAAAAUCGUCGACAGAAAUGGGCUAGAAAUGGGUGCCUUUCCAAAUUUAGAAGUUUUACGUUUGGUUGACCUGCCGAAAUUAAAGACAAUUCUUUGUUUGGAGAUGGAGGAGGGAGCAUUACUACCACCACUGCCACCAAAUGCAAACAUCUUUACCAACCUAACAGAUUUGAACCUAGUGAAAUGCCCAUUAAUUAAGCAGGUCUUCUCAAGUGGAUUCAUGGUUCAGCAACUAUCCAACUUGGAAGAAUUGUGGGUAAGAAAUUGUGGAGGUUUGAAGGGGAUGAUUCCAGAGGAUGAAAUUGUCGAACACGAGGCUCUGCCCAAACUGAGGAGAUUGUGGCUCGAGGACUUAUCCGAAUUUGUCAGCUUUUUCAAAGGUGUUCCCAUGCGUUGGCAAUCACUGGAGGAGGUGAGGAUAAGAAAUUGUCCGAAGCUGAGAAAACUCCCCUUCGACGCUAAUAGCGCUCCUAAUUUGAAGAGAAUUGAGGUCACUAGUACUUAUCAGGAGUGGUGGGAUGCAUUAGAGUGGACAACGAUGCUACCAGAUUACAAUUUCAGCCUUUUAUCAAAAGGUGGGAUAUAUAAUAUAAUAUAAUAUGAUGAGGCAUCAACCCAAAUUGGCGUGGGUAAGAGUUUGUCCUUCCUGAUGUGUGUUAUUAUAAGCUUUUAAUUAAUUGGUUGGGGUGGGGGUAUUCUGAUGGAUGUUGGGAGGCUAAAUUCCGGUUGGCCUAAUAAGUCGAUGGUUUAUUUUUUGUUUUUAUUCAAAUUUUUUUUGCAUUUGUUGAUUUUUCGUGAA